Messenger RNA from Tachysurus fulvidraco (yellow catfish), 2982 nucleotides. Its product is annotated as tumor susceptibility gene 101 protein. NCBI's taxonomy places the organism in Eukaryota, Metazoa, Chordata, Actinopteri, Siluriformes, Bagridae. The transcript has 10 exons. The record is from RefSeq and is a predicted model, not a curated record. Gene Ontology annotation, molecular function: ubiquitin binding. The coding region runs from base 318 to 1490 and encodes 390 amino acids. Gene Ontology annotation, cellular component: ESCRT I complex. Gene Ontology annotation, biological process: protein transport; endosome to lysosome transport; protein modification process.
AUAGGAUACAACUCGUCCAUUUUGGCUAACUGUUGUUUUAUUUACAUUUCAAUACGCUUAGCUAUCUUGUCUCGGUGAUUGUUACCGGUGACGAAAACAUCUUUAUUCUAAGUGUAUGAUGUAUAUUAGCUAUCUAGUUGUCAUUUACUGGUCUUAUUAAACAGUUUUCUCCGGUUUUCUCGGUUUCCUGGCCCUGGCUUCUAUUAGCCGGGACCGGGGAGGCGCACAGAACUAGCCAGCUAGCUAACAAAGCUAGUUAUAGGUGCUUAAAUUGAGUUUAUUAAAAAAUAAACAAAAACAGAUUUAGGGUGUUAACUAUGGCGGUUGUAAACGAAGGAUUGCUUAAAAAGAUGCUUAAGCAAUACAAAUAUCGUGACCUGACAGUUCGUGAGAUCACAAAUGUUAUGCUGCAAUACAAGGACCUUAAACCUAUAAUGGAUUCUUAUGUUUUCAAUGAUGGAUCAACAAGAGAGCUAAUGAGUUUAACUGGGACAGUGCCAGUGAGCUACAGAGGAAAUGUUUACAAUAUUCCUGUGUGUCUGUGGCUGUUGGACACGUACCCCUACAAUCCACCAAUUUGUUUUGUAAAACCAACAAGCGCAAUGAUGAUCAAGACUGGGAAACACAUUGAUGCUAAUGGAAAGAUUUACUUGCCCUAUCUGCAUGAAUGGAAGCAUCCUCAGUCUGACCUAUAUGGCUUAAUCCAAGUGAUGAUUGUUGUUUUUGGAGAAGAACCUCCAGUGUUCUCUCGGCCUACGACUCAGCCCGCCUACCAGGCAUUUCAGGCCACAGGACCCCCAAAUCAGUCAUACAUGCCCGGCAUGCCUGCUGUAUCGGCCUAUGGGCCAAACCCGAAUCCAUGUGGCUACCCUGGAUAUUCUUACCCUGGAGGGAGUGCAUAUCCUGCCCCUGGGGGUCCUACACACUACCAGUCCCAGCCACCAGUCACCUCUGUGGGUCCGAGUCGAGACGCCACCAUCGGGGAGGACACUAUCCGUGCCUCUCUCAUCUCAGCAGUGAGUGAUAAACUGCGCUGGAGGAUGAAGGAGGAAAUGGACCGGGCUCAAGCAGAGUUGGAUGCACUGAAGCGCACCGAAGAGGAUCUGAAGAAGGGCCAUCAGAAGCUGGAGGAGAUGGUGUCCAGACUUGACCAGGAAGUGGCUGAGGUGGACAGGAAUAUUGAGCUCUUAAAGAAGAAAGAUGAAGAACUGACUGAUGCUCUGGAGAAAAUGGAGAAUCAGUCAGAGAACAACGAUAUCGAUGAUGUAAUUGUUCCCACAGCACCGCUCUACAAGCAGAUCCUGAACCUGUAUGCAGAAGAGAAUGCCAUUGAAGACACCAUCUUCUACCUUGGAGAGGCUCUGCGCAGAGGUGUCAUCGAUCUGGAGGUCUUUCUCAAGCAUGUCCGUCUGCUCUCCAGGAAACAAUUCCAGCUGAGAGCGCUUAUGCAAAAGGCUCGGAAGACUGCCGGACUCAGUGACCUCUACUGACCCAACUGCUAUCUGAGCUCCAUUUCUUUCUGUCUGUAUUCUGUUUGUGUAACUCCCACCCCAAUUUACAAUAUAACACACUGGAUAAUCUGUUCUCCCACCAUGAAAUUUGAUUGGUCGGUUUGUGUUGAUGAGUUUUUUGUAACAGUAGCUAGAACAGUGCUGCUAGCUACAAGGCAAAUCCCAGGUUUACAUUAAUACAUGUGAGAAGAAGCAUAUAUUCUAAAUCUAAUAACGAACAGGUUAAAACAGCAUUGUUAGUUAACAGUGAAGCGUGUUUGUUGAUACGAUGCAGUUUUUCUGUAAAGAAUUAUUUAAUAUUUAUGGAAUGAGUCAUGAAUUUCAGAGGGUUUUAACAGUCAAUUAGUUCUUUAUUAUAAGAGAAUCUUCAGGACCGAGGACAUUUCAGUUUCUACGUGAACACAUGCUGCGUACGCUAAUGUAAGAGUCAACAGGAUCUUGUUACAUUAACGUUAAAUGGAGCGACCGAGAUAGAGAAAAAACUAUUUAAAACUAUUAAUAAUGUAAUUGUUAUCCAGUUGCUAUGGAAUAAGUGGAAUAAAACACUUUUGUGACAUGCUGUUCGAGGAAACUAAUCCACUUUAGAUUUGUGUCAGGCCACAUCAUACCCUAUAAUUGCUAUAAUACUUUCCUAACAGCACAUCUCCUUGUAUUUUAUUCCUUACUUAAUAAUUAGAUUAAAUCCUGUUCAACAGAAUGGGGGUAAGGCUUAGAGGGGUUUCUUUUUCUGUAAGAGGAAAAAAAUAAGAGGUUAUUUAUCGUUGUCUAAGAAUCUUCCUUUUAUGUCUGGUUCUGUUCUGCCUUCUUGGACUGACAAUGUUUUUAAACCUUUAGCUUUCAAUAGGUGCUUUAUUAUAAUAGUGAAAAUCUGAUGGCUCAGUUUAGUUUUUCACCAACCGGUGGUCACUCACACAUGUAGCCCAGUCAGUUGCUGCUGAUAUCCUUCACACUCCUUUUUAUUAUUUUAUUUUCUGAGCCAAUCAUUAACACCUUUCAGGAAGGAUGGUGUUGACAUGUUCAAAUCAUUUUACUCCUGUGCUUCUGACCACAGCCUGCUGCGUACUGGUUCAGUCCCGGUGGUACAAUUAUCACUCCUGUAGCUGUUUAAAAAUGAAACAAUGAGACAUUUCAAAUGUUAAAAACAAUGCGCUUUACUGUAUAAUUUGUGAUUCUGUGACAUUACAUAGGUUUCUGAUUGAGUGAGCGAGAUUGUACGUCUGUAAUGUGAAAGAAUUAGCUUUGAAAUGUGAGCUAAUUGAGUAUUCCUUCAAAUAGGUUCCAAAGGAAUUAUUAAAAUGUUAACAUAUUUCAAAAAAAAUCACAAAGGUUUAUUCUUUUUAUGUAUAUUUGCUUUGUCAACUAGAUUUUCUUAAUAGAAAAGGGUCUUUAUUAUUAUUGUCUUAUGGUUUCCUUUUUGUUUUCAGAUCUGUAGUCUUUAAUAUUAACAGCUCAAUAAAUGAAAUAAUUUGGA